UAAAGUUUCAGUCACUUCUGUGUUUUUCAUUGAAUCCUUCUCAGUCCUGAAUACUUUGCAUUUUUAGUGUAGAAGAAGCAAAUGUCCCUUUAAAGUGUUGAUAACUUGAAGCGUUUAGGCUUAUACCAUGUUAGCCGAUGAUAAGGUGAAGAAGAAGGAGAGCAAAGCCCAGAGCAUAUGAUAUUACCAUUCCAGCAGAGAUGACACCCUGAGCCUGUAAAGAACCAUUCUGCUGUUAACCAGGUGUCAUUAUUGCCUGCAUCGAUACAAUAUACCACCAUACUUUCAUCAAUUGCCAAGGGACCCUGCCUUGCACCUCACAUUUUAUCACCAUCAAAAGCACCCCGUACCACCAUCAGGACCACCCAGAACCAUCAGAACCAGGAUGUGCCCCAGUUGUGAAAGAUAUUAAAGAGCAACUUAUUCCAUCCUUUUUGCACCUAUUACCAUGGUUCGCUUCUUAUUAAAACGAGGACUCAUCACUUCUAUAGCCCUGUGCGUUUGCUGGUUUCUCUACAAUGGUCUUUCCAUAAAUAAAAAAAUAUAUAUUGUCAAUACUGAGGAGGAUGUGAACCAGUAUAUUUCCACCACAAAAUACAAACCGUUGAAUAUUUCAUCAAAUGAAAGUAGAAAGAAGCAUGACUUACCAAAACACAGCAGUCAACCCAAACAUAAUAGAGCUAAAUUGUGGGAAAAGGAAAUGACUUCCAACGACUUGAUCCAGAAACUACAGAAAGAGAGAAAAAGAUACCAGUCAAUGAACACAUACAAAGUCAGAUUCCAGGGCACCAUAAACCAGCAACACAAUCCACGUGAACUUCUCUUCCAGCUUAAACACAGGGUGAACCUGACAACACUGAAGAGUUCUGACCUACCAAAUAGUGCAAGUUCCUGGAGUCAAUAUCUGCCCGACAAGGACAUUCAUGAAGUAGUGGGGAAACUAAGACAAUGUGCUGUAGUAUCUUCAGCUGGAUCUCUAAUAGGUUCAAAACUUGGACAAGAGAUAGACUCCCAUGAUGCUGUUCUUAGGUUUAAUGCUGCACCUACAAAAGAAUUUGAGAUUGACGUGGGAUCGAAAACAACAUUUCGUCUGAUAAAUUCACAGGUCGUUACGAGGGUCGAUCACCAUUUCCUGGAAAAUCGUAUAUAUAAAAAUGUGAUAUUGAUCAUGUGGGAUCCUGCUCCAUAUGAUGCUGAUAUAUAUCAGUGGUAUAAGAAGCCGGAAUUCAAAUUCUUUGAGCCAUAUAGGAAACAUCGAAUAGCGAACCCAAAGCAGCUGUUUUAUAUCCUGAAACCACAAACACUUUGGCAACUGUGGAACAUCAUUCAAGAGAACUCACCAGAACAAAUCCAACCAAAUCCUCCAUCAUCAGGGUCUAUCGGGAUCCUGUUGAUGAUGAAUAUUUGUGAGAAAGUCAACGUCUAUGAAUUUCUGCCAUCUUUACGUCAAACAGACCGGUGUUAUUAUUUCAAACCAAACGUUGACUCUGCCUGUACUUUUGGAGCUUACCAUCCACUUAUCUACGAGAAAAAUUUAUUUAAAAAACUCAACCAAGGAACUAAGGAAGAUGUUUAUGAGAAAGGCAAAGUGACCUUGCCUGGAAUGAGGCAGCAUUUGCCUAAAGCAGGGUAGCGAAUAUGGAGGAUCAUUUAGACCGGUCUUAAUAAGGCCCUGCGCUGACAGUGGACCCGCCAAUGUUAUUUAGAGGCGCCAGCCUUUACAUAUCUUUGGCGGAUCCACCGCUGCUUCUAAAUCUACUCCAGCUCCCUUGUUGGCGUAGAUUUAGACCAUUCUCUAUGCCUAAAACAGACAUAGAAAAUGAUGAAUAAGAUGGGCCUGCCAACCCGUCCCCUUUCCUUGGCCACGCCACAACCACUUUUGUAGACCUUGAGUGAGCGGAGAAAAGUCGCAGAUUGUGGCGCAAAGAACCUUUGCACCACAAUCUGCUCCAGAAAUACACCUAAUAUAGACAUAUUUCCUUAAGUCAAUGACUAACAGAAGUGGAAGAUUAUAGGUUGUGCAGACUAACAAAUCCAGGAAAGACGUUCUUACCAUAUCUCAAGUGAACUGAUGCACCUCACAUGCACUGCAAUCUAUUUCUUGCUGAUUACUGCAUAUACCGGUAGGGCAAACUUGUUUAGCAGCGCCAUACAGAGAAAGUCAUCACUGACAUAAUUCAUCCAAUUAAAGGGAACCUGUCACCUCCUAAAGGCAUGUAAACUCGCCAGCAGUGCCUCAGGGUAGCCCGCAGUGUGAUACUAAUCAUACUUUUCAUCCUGCAGCCCGAUGCUGCAUAAGGUCAGAAAACGAUCUUUUAUCCUCCGUCCGGGCUAAUUUGCACGUCAGCUUGCAGUGAAGGGGGCAGCGGCCAACUUGCUUCAAGUCAAGGUAACUACGCCCCCUCUUGACUUUGAGUGACGCCCCCUCUUGACUUUCCGAAGUCUCGCGGAUGUGUGGUGCCCUCUGUUUUACUGCGCAAUCCCAUCGUUGCUCACAUUAUAAAGUGAAUAAAUGUGAGGUACCCAGUGUUCUGUUAUCCUUCAUUUUCUUCCUCCCUCCCGUUUUGCCUGCGAGUUCUCAAAGUAAAAUGUUGUUGGGCAUCUUCUUACGCAAUUUGUCCAAGUCUAAAUAAAAUUUAGAUUUGUUUGAAUA
Molecule: messenger RNA, 2653 nt
Organism: Bufo gargarizans (Asiatic toad)
Lineage: Eukaryota; Metazoa; Chordata; Amphibia; Anura; Bufonidae
Product: beta-galactoside alpha-2,6-sialyltransferase 1-like
Exons: 7
Coding region: 449-1633 (394 amino acids)
Molecular function (GO): sialyltransferase activity
Source: RefSeq, a predicted model, not a curated record